AUUCUUAAAUAAUGUUGAAUUUAAACAAGCUUUACCAUCAGAUGAAUUAGAGCUUAAUCGACUUUUGACUAUUCAUGCAUUGGUACGUUUUAAGAAUGGUAAUUUUUCAGCUCCUGUCGAAGAAAUAUUAAUGAAUAAUAAUGCUAAAGUUCUUGAUGUUGGAUGUGGACCUGGUUGUUGGAUUAUAGAUUUGGCAACCGAUUUUCCAAAAUCAACGUUUAUUGGAAUAGAUAUUGUAUCAGGAAAUUUUCCUCCAGUAAAUAAACGACCUUCUAACGCAGGAUUUCUGGAAUGUAAUGUGUUAAAUGGAAUUCCAUUUCCAAAUGAAACUUUUGACUACGUCCAUAUGUCAAUUAUGUGGUCAGCAUUUACUAGAAAACAAUACAUAAAUACGAUUCAUGAAUUAGUACGUGUAACUAAGCAUGAUGGAUGGAUUGAGAUUCAAGAAUCUGAUUUGGAACUCGUAAAUUUAGGAGAUUCUAUGAAAUUUCUUCAAAGUACCGUGCACGCUAAGUUAAGAGAAGAUGGAUUUGAUCCAAAAAUUGUUUUUGAGAUACCUAAAUGUCUUGAAUCCAUUGAUGAAGUGAGUAAUUUUGAGCAUUAUGAAAUAAAAGCUUCAUUAGGUAAAUGGUCAGGAAAUCUUGGUGAAUAUGCAUUAGAAUUAUUAAAACAAUAUUAUGGUGCUUUGACUUAUAUGCCAGAUUAUAUGAAAAUAUCUCACCAAGAGUAUCAAAAAUUAUUCGAAAAAUUUGAUAAUGAAU
Scutellospora calospora is the source of this 761-nucleotide messenger RNA. The record is from the annotation of a GenBank genome assembly. NCBI's taxonomy places the organism in Eukaryota, Fungi, Glomeromycota, Glomeromycetes, Diversisporales, Gigasporaceae.